Molecule: messenger RNA, 2313 nt
Organism: Grosmannia clavigera kw1407
Lineage: Eukaryota; Fungi; Ascomycota; Sordariomycetes; Ophiostomatales; Ophiostomataceae
Product: shugoshin family protein
Exons: 3
Coding region: 1-2313 (770 amino acids)
Biological process (GO): meiotic chromosome segregation
Cellular component (GO): nucleus; chromosome, centromeric region
Source: RefSeq, a predicted model, not a curated record
AUGGCGAGACUGAACGAGCCCCCAGCGCCGGCAGAUAGCCUCGACGCACUUCGACGACGAUUCCUACGCCAAAACAGGGACAUCGCCCGCAUCAACUCGAACCAGUCUCUUCGCAUCCGGGGUCUGGAGAACGAAUGCGCGCGUCUUCUGUCGGAGAACCUCAACCUCCGCGGCCAGGUUCUGCACAUGGAGAAGGAGCUGGAUGAGCACAGUUCACGACGGGCCAAUGAUCAUGCGCUGCAGUUGAAGGAGAAGAUGGAGGUGCAUCUCAUCGAGUUGGGAGCCCUUCUCGCCGGUUUUGGACUCGAGCCUCCGACGAAGAAGCAGUCGCCCUCUAGACAGCGACGGGAAGGCGGGCCGCCACGGAAGUCGUUGCAGCUGCAGAAGAGGCCACCACAGCUUUCGCCAAGUGAGGCCGAGUCCUUGGCAGCACAGGAAGGCAGGCUGGCCCCUAUAUACGAAACCAAAACAUAUCCCCGUCAGACAUUAAAUCGGGAGGAGAUUCUCGCCAUGCAUGCGGAUGCCGUUGACGCCACCAAUUCCCCUGAGUUGGGACCACCUCCAAUUUCACGGCUGAUCCGCGACGAGUCCAGGCGAUCGAUGCCAUCUCCCAGCAAGGCCGCCUCCCCCGAGGCAGCGCCGGUGGGGGCAGACAGCAGAGACAGAACGACAGCUUCUCCCUCUCCCGUUCCGUCGGUCGAAUGUGGUGCAGAGAUAUUGUCGCUGCCAACACCAGAUCCACCGCGAAUGACGCCAGCCGUGGGCAAUCCAGGGAUGCAGUUGCCAGAGAUGGACAAGAAGCUUCAGCCGCUACGAGGCAAGGCCGCCAACCGAAAGCUGGUCGACUCAUCUACCGGAUCUGACCUGACCGCCUCGAGAUCCAUUCCAGCCAACGAGAGCAAUGCUGUACAGGUUCAAAGGGUCGGGUCGAAGAGAAAGUUUGCGGUGAGCGACGAGAACGCGGCGGUUCGGGGCAUGAAGGCCAACAGCAACGACAAGACCACGAACUUGGAAAAGGGCCAGCUGGAGAACAACCUACCGAUACGCGAGCUGAAGAAUCCGAAGGGCAUAAGAGACCUCGCCAGCAGCCGCAGAGGCCAGACCGACAGCAAUGGCGAGGGCAAGGGAAGGUCUGGAGCCAGAAAACCUCUCGCCACCAAGAGCACCAACGAUGAUAUCUCCUCGCCACGGAAACGUUCAAACGAAGACAUGGCGGCAUGCAAAAGCAGUAUCAACACAGACGCGAACAAGAUUGGUGCAACAGCUGGACGGAUGAGAGACCGGGUAAAGAUGUCUGUCAUGCUGGACAGCCCAGAUCUGCAACCACCUGUUGUGGUAGAGAUCAAGGUGGACGAUGUGGCCGAUGGGAAAGAGGACAGCCUUGAUAUGCCAUCUGCUGCAGCCUUGGGCCUGGAGAACAUGAGGCCGCUUUCCCCGUCUUCCCAGAGCGAUUCGAUGUGUCCCAAUACGCCACCAUCUGCGUCGUCUAUGCUCUUAUCCGAAAAGCCAACUUCUGCAUCGGCUGGGGGUCGGGAUACACCACCGCCACUAGAUAUAUCGUCGCAGGGCGAAGUGUCCCGCCCUAGUAGACGAGCACGUGCUUCUGUGAGCUAUGCAGAACCGAAUCUACGCGACAAAAUGCGGCGGCCGACCAAGGAGCUUCUCGAUGCUGUGGCUGGAGAGGGUCGAUAUGUUCAACGACAGGGUCAUCAAGGUCCGGGUGAGAUUGAGGGAGGAAAGCAGCUGUUCCCGAUGCCAGUAUUAGCUGCCGACACGCCAGUGAAACUGGAGAUGGAUCCUCCUGCGACCGAACAGCAGCAAGAAGGGCCGCAGCCGGUGCCCCUACGGGCAAUCAUCACAGACAGAAGGAAGCGAGCCCCAUUGGCCGGUGUACGAGAGGUCGAGAGCAAGCAAGCCGAACCGUCUGCCAUGGCUGAGCUUGGCCACGAGCCCGAUCCCUACGAGUUCAUGAUAUCCUCAUCGCCCCAGUCUCGGUCUAUCGAGUCAGGUGCAGUGGCGACAGAGGAGUCGCGGUCGUCAAAGGGAGCCCGACGGUCCUCUGCCGCUGUUAUUCGCGAUGACGCCUCGGCUGCAGCAGAACGCAGUGCAAGGACGUCGGCAACACGGAAGCGAGCGUCGAUGGUGGCACCAAAAAAGGCGUGCAUGCUGAGUGGCGAUGACGAUGAAGACGACCCUGCAGAUUCGUCAUAUGAGCCUCAAGUCAGCAACGGCGAAGGUGAGGCCUUGGGCACCGAAGGGCAGACCCUAUCGACAAGGGACAGAAUCUCAAGACGGAGAAGCAUGAUGUUAUGA